UUAAAAAAUCCAUCUUCGACGCCGUCCUUGUGAUUAAACUACUUUGAAAGGUCUGGUUAGUGAAAAACACAUUGCAAAGGUCGAAUAUCGUAGCAUUGCUCAUACCGGUUCCAGAUGACUAAGAAGAUCACAUGGAAGUCUAUCAUCUUCGUCCUAAACUGUUACAGGACUGAUUACCCCCCGUUGCAGGAAAAACAACCCUUGAAACAAGGUUCAUUCCAGAGGCUAUGCCUCUCGGACAUAAGCAAUUCCAGCUCGUCUCAGGCCAUUGACGAUCUCUCAAUUUCUUUGGCUGGUUCAAAACUUCACAUAUUCAGCCUAGAGGAGCUUAGGGAGGCAACCCAUAAUUUCUCAUGGAGCAAUCUGCUUGGUGAAGGCGGGUUUGGACCCGUGCACAAGGGAUUCUUUGAUGACAAACUUAGGCGUGGAUUGAAAGCCCAGCCUGUAGCUGUCAAACGCCUCGACUUAGGUGGCUUGCAAGGUCAUAGGGAAUGGCUGGCAGAGAUUAUCUUCCUUGGACAGCUGCAGCAUCCGCAUCUUGUAAAGUUGAUUGGGUACUGUUAUGAGGAGGAGCAUAGGCUUUUGGUUUACGAAUACAUGCCAAGAGGAAGCUUGGAGAACCAGCUCUUCAGAAGAUACUCUGCUGUCUUGCCAUGGUCAACCAGGAUGAAAAUUGCACUAGGCGCAGCUAAAGGCCUGGCCUUCCUUCAUGAAGUAGAUAAACCAGUAAUUUACAGAGAUUUCAAAGCUUCAAACAUUUUGCUGGACUCGGAUUACACAGCCAAACUGUCAGAUUUCGGGCUGGCAAAGGAUGGUCCAGAAGGGGAAGAAACACACGUAACAACACGCGUGAUGGGGACACAGGGCUAUGCUGCUCCUGAGUAUGUCAUGACUGGUCACCUGACAACGAAGAGUGAUGUGUACAGCUACGGAGUGGUUCUGCUAGAAUUGCUAACAGGGAAGCGGGUGGUGGAUAAGAACAGGCCAAGUAAAGAGCACAGCCUGGUGGAGUGGGCAAGACCAAUGUUAAGGGAUCCUAAAAAGCUGUAUCGAGUUAUAGAUCCCAGACUUGAAGGCCAAUUUCCUGCGAGAGGAGCUCGGAAGGUGGCUGCCCUGGCUUACAAAUGCUUGAGUCACCACCCAAAUCCAAGGCCCACCAUGUCCGAUGUGGUGACGAUAUUGGAGACACUUCAGGGCUUUGAUGAUAUUUUCGUAGGACCUUUUGUGUAUGUUGCCGUAAGUGAAGGCCAGAAAGAAGCAUAAAAUAGUCAUAUAUAGUGUACCAGAUAGUAAUUUUUUUUUUAUUUUCGCAUUUUGGUCUGUAAAGGAUGUGUCGAUUUUCAUAAUUAUGAAGCUGGACGUAAUCAGCUGUAUACAAAUAGUAGCUAGGAACUGAGAACUGCACCAAGGGGAAUGCACUUUGAGGUGAAAUUAAUAUUGCCCCUUCGAGAUACAAUUUGUCAGAAGGGGUGAACAAGAUUUUCAGGUUUGACAGCGUACACAAUAA
Molecule: messenger RNA, 1507 nt
Organism: Prosopis cineraria
Lineage: Eukaryota; Viridiplantae; Streptophyta; Magnoliopsida; Fabales; Fabaceae
Product: serine/threonine-protein kinase RIPK-like
Exons: 4
Coding region: 115-1263 (382 amino acids)
Biological process (GO): protein phosphorylation
Molecular function (GO): ATP binding; protein kinase activity
Source: RefSeq, a predicted model, not a curated record